AUGUCACAGAACCCACCACAAGCGAAUAAAAAAUGGGGAGUGGGGUCGUUUUUCCAGCAAGCAGUGGCGGGCGUCGAGUCUCGGUUGGAUCACAUCUUGAUGGAAGAGGAGGCAUCACAGAACAGUUCAACUGCCAAGCCUUCUGAUGCCCAGGGCGGAGAAGCAUCUCCUAAAAAGACCCCUGUUGCUCCUGUUUCCCGCAGUUCAUCAACUGCGCGCAGAAAUGACAGGCUUCAGGAGCGUCUCGCCCGCGCCAUGGUGAAAUCAAACGCUUCCAACCUUGCUUCACAGUCUCCCCAAAGCCGAGUUUCAUCACCGCCUGCCAGUCCGGUACCUAGCAAUGGGGCUCGGUCUAGUAUGGAUAUCGAUUCUAGCAUUGCAUCGAAUGCGAGCGUGGGGGAUGACUCUAAGGCUCCCCCGCCCAAUGAGCAGAGCACUAUUGGUGGAUUGGAUUCCCCGAGGAUGAGCUACGACUCUGGGGUCUCUUCGCACGUUUCUGCGGAUGUUAGCGUACCAGACUCCGCACCCAGAGAUUCUGUAGAUGUGGUUCAGGCGGUUGCGGAUUUGGAAAAGACCAGCCAAGACCUGCAGGAGUCCCAGCGCAACGAGGCACUCAGUGUUGGUGGUUCGGGUGACAGUCCGCGUGUUAGCGUCGAAGUGCCAUCAGAGACACCAGAUGAAGACCAGAGCCCGGAUGUUGCUCGUGUACAGGCUGACUAUAAAGCCGCCGAGUCGCAAUGGCAGGAAGAAAUGUACGGCUAUAUCGAACGGAUUGACGCAUUGCAGUCAAAGCUCAAAUAUCUAGCCAAGGACGCUGCAGAAUCAGCCAAGAAUGCUGCCGCAAGCGCUACUCCAGGCAGUACACAGAAGCAGCUACUGGAGAAGGAUGAGAAGAUCGCACUGCUCCUUGAAGAAGGGCAAAAGCUCUCCAAGUCGGAAAUGGAUCACCGAACUGUGAUUAAGAAACUUCGCCAGCAACUUACCGACAACAGCAAGUCCCAAGCAGAAAUGAAGAGAAGGACGGAGAAACUUGAGCGUGACCUGGUCAACUCUGAAGCCAGAGCUAAGCGAGCAGAGGCCGCGGAGAAGAGGGCAGCCGAAUCGUUGUCGUCCCAAACAAAAUCAACUAAAGACCUGGAAGCCGUCACGAAUGAACGCAAUGCGCUUGCCCAGACUGUUCAAGAGAUUAAGUUACAACUAAACCGGGCGAACGCGCGCGCUGAAGCUGCCGAGACCAAAGCGAACUCUGACGCCUUAGAGCAAGAGAAGCACCGAGUGACCGAAAUGGAAGAGGAGCUAUCUAAUUUGAAGAUGGAGCGCGACAUUGGCGAAGAAAAGUCCAAGAGAGAGAUUACCGAGCUCAAAGAAAAGAUGGAGCAAGAAAAAGAGAGAGCUCGUAUGCUCGAAGCAGAGCUGAAGGGCGAACAAUCUGUUUUGGAAAGUAAGAUGGAAAGUCUUCGUUCUCGCGCGGAAGAAGCUUCAUCAGGAGCAACUGGGGAAACCCAGGCCAAACUUCUGCGCCAGAUUGAGACCUUGCAAACCCAAUAUGCAGUCGCUAGUGAAAAUUGGCACACCCUUGAGGGCUCUCUGCUUUCUCGAUUGGCAAACGUGGAAAAGGAACGUGAUGACACGGGACGACGUGAGAGUGACCUGCGGAAGAAGAUUCGGGAAAUGAACCAAAAACUCAAGAAGCUCGAGGAGGACUUGGAUAACGCCAAGGAGACCGAGCAUGAUUUGGAGAGCAAACUUGAUGAGCGCAUGCAAGAGUUGCAGAAAAUGCAACAGAAGCUCGAUAAAGCGGCAGAUGAGCUCACAUCAGCGCAAAAGGAUUUGGUCGAGCAAAAGAAGACAUCUGAAGCUAUCUUGACGCAGAAGCUCGAAGACGAGCGGGCUAAAUGGAGAGACCAAAUCAACUCGCCCUCACAUCCACGCGGAAUAUCCCCAGUCCCCUCUACCCGGCGGUCAAGCACUCUCGACGCCAUGAACACGGUUCUUCCUGAUCUCCGUCCCCCCAGCCGACGUUCGUCCAACUUCCCCUUCGCGUCACCGGAAAUUGGCACGCCACCUCGUCAGAACUCCUACCCUGCCUCGAUAACCCAGGCGACGCUCUCCCCGCCGCACAUCAACACCAAUGCGUCAAUAUUAGAAGCUCCCUCCAUCAACUUCGAGCCGGAUGAGUACUUCGGAGAGUCUGGCACCCCUGCCACUCCUUCAGCGUAUGGUGGAACGCAGGUACCGCCGCGCGGGAUCAACGACAUCAUCUCUGAGUCAACGACCGGUGCCGGCCCCUCCGUUCAGCUGGUUGAGCGCAUGAGUGCAACCGUGCGCCGGCUGGAGAGCGAACGUGCUGGCUCCAAAGAUGAGCUGGCACGCGUCACCUCCCAGCGCGACGAGGCACGCCAACAAGUCGUGGAUCUCAUGCGUGAGCUUGAAGAGAAACAACUUUCUGCUUCUCGCGUGGAGGAGCUUGAGGCUCAGCUUGAAGACCUCGAUCAGCGGUAUCAGACUACCCUGGAGAUGCUAGGCGAGAAGAGCGAGCAGGUCGAGGAGCUGAACGCUGAUAUUGCGGAUCUCAAGAAGAUCUACCGCGAGCUGGUUGACAGUACCAUGAAAUGA
Penicillium canescens is the source of this 2616-nucleotide messenger RNA. Its product is annotated as M protein repeat protein. NCBI's taxonomy places the organism in Eukaryota, Fungi, Ascomycota, Eurotiomycetes, Eurotiales, Aspergillaceae. The record is from RefSeq and is a predicted model, not a curated record. Bases 1 to 2616 code for a protein of 871 amino acids. Gene Ontology annotation, cellular component: endoplasmic reticulum; Golgi apparatus. The transcript has 3 exons.